Messenger RNA from Penicillium macrosclerotiorum, 1710 nucleotides. RefSeq names its product MDM34 family protein. Gene Ontology annotation, cellular component: ERMES complex. The transcript is spliced from 2 exons. Lineage: Eukaryota; Fungi; Ascomycota; Eurotiomycetes; Eurotiales; Aspergillaceae. Gene Ontology annotation, molecular function: lipid binding. Gene Ontology annotation, biological process: phospholipid transport; mitochondrion organization. The record is from RefSeq and is a predicted model, not a curated record. The coding region runs from base 1 to 1710 and encodes 569 amino acids.
AUGGCGUUCAACUUCAACUGGUCGCCGUUGAUGGCGGACGCGGGAUUUUACACUCGCGCCCAAGAUCUGCUCACAGCCGCACUCAAUAAAUCGCCGAAACCGCCCAUCAUCGUCGAUGAUAUUAUCGUUACCGAACUUAACCUGGGCUCUAUGCCUCCGGAUCUUGAGAUAUUAGAAAUCGGCGACCUAGCUGAAGAUCGUUUUCGCGGCAUCUUCAAAAUGUCCUAUUCCGGCGAUGCCUUCUUGACGCUCAAGACUCGGGUUCAAGCGAAUCCUCUUAAUACUUAUCUCCUCACCAGGCCUGCUUUCGCUUCCCCCAAACCCUUAGCAGCAGCAACCCCACUCACCAUCCCUCUCCAAAUCACCCUCUCCGAUUUCAAGCUCUCCGGAUUUGUAAUCCUUGUUUUCUCGAAACAAAAAGGUAUCACCGUGGUCUUUCGUAAUGAUCCCCUCGAGUCGCUUAAGGUCUCUUCGACGUUCGACUCGAUCCCAUUCGUGCGCGACUUCCUGCAGAAGGAGAUUGAAGCCCAGCUACGGAUCUUGUUUAUGGACGAACUCCCGGCCAUCAUUCAUCGACUGUCUCUUCGCUUGUGGGUUCCGGAAUAUCGCGCCGGCGACGAGAUGAACCAGACGAACAACACGGAAACAGUUGCGAGCGAGGGUCCCGGGCAAGAUCCCUUGGCAAGCCCCCCGCAAGAUCCCGUGGAUUCUCUCGGAAAUGCCCUGAACGAGUCGGAGAUCGCUUCGCUCUCGCUGGAUUCUUCCGUCGAGACCCAUUCUUUGUUCUCCCAGAAAAACUUGCUUCGCCUCGCCGCUCUUACAGACUCCCAACGAACCUUGUCGCUCUUCACCCCUUCGAUUCAGGAAGUGGUGUACCGAGCAUGGACAUCGCCCGCCGAUCCCAGCGAAUUUCCUUCCAGCGUUGUCUCGCCCGCGAGUCCGACACUGUCUCGAACACACUCGCAAAUUGGAAGCAUGUCGUCAUCGAUCCAUGAGACUGCCAGUAUCGCAUCCUCUCAACAUAGUCGGCCUUCUCUCGGAAGCCACUCAUUUAGCAGCUCUGGGUUGAAUCUCGGCACCGGACGUCAUUCAAAGGCUCACUCGCGGCGAAGAAAGAAGCGUAUUGUGGACUUGCGCCGUCCCAAGACGACCGACGAUGCCAUGAGCGUCAGCGACGAAAGCUCAAUAGCCGAAUCAUCUGGCCCUCCCUCCAUCUACUCCGCACCAUUACCUGUUGUGAACGAGCAGUCCGAUGAUCCUGUGACUCCCCCAUUGUCUCCCGAAAUCGACUCGCACCUGCCCGUAAUCCCAGAGCGACACCAGUCGAGCAUUUUGCGGCCUAGCCAACGACGAAACACAUUGACGCACGAACAAGGUGAUUUGUCCUACUCUCUGGAAACAAUCCGAGGUCCCAAGGCCGAAGACGUCGAGGCCACCCCUCGUGCCAAUGUGCGCAGCGGUUAUCCUCAUGAGAAGGCCGAGGCCGGCCCUUCAUCUGGCUCCGCUCGUCCUCCCUUGCCGGCCACUGUUCUUCCAUUCACCAAGGAAGAGAAUACCGCCGGAGAUUCCGUCGAUCCUCUCCUGGUCGAGCGACUGGCCGGUGAAAUCGCCCGUCGAAUGCGCGAUGAGAAGUUGAUGGCCAACAACGCUUGCAGCAACUUCUGGACCCGCGCUCAGGAUGACACGCCACCCCCGGCAUAUGGCCAUUGA